Molecule: messenger RNA, 3576 nt
Organism: Manis pentadactyla (Chinese pangolin)
Lineage: Eukaryota; Metazoa; Chordata; Mammalia; Pholidota; Manidae
Gene: DCAF12
Product: DDB1 and CUL4 associated factor 12
Exons: 9
Coding region: 275-1636 (453 amino acids)
Cellular component (GO): Cul4-RING E3 ubiquitin ligase complex
Molecular function (GO): protein binding
Source: RefSeq, a predicted model, not a curated record
GGGGGUGUUUUGCUUCCAGUCGCUUGCCGUCCCUUCCAGAUUUGGUCGGCAGAAAGCUUCUGGUUCUUACCUCCUCUUUCCCUCUCCCUUUCCCUUUCCCGACCCCGAUCCUCCCACCCUUCUUCCCUCUGUCCGCCUCCCCGGGUCCGGGCCAUUUUCCGGAACUGGCGCACUAAGGUGCGCGGCCCCGGGGCCCAGUAUAUGAUCCGCCGACCUACUACCCCUCGCUCCCCCCGCCCCAUGUGGCUACGGGGCCGCGCCGGCGCUGCCCACUAUGGCCCGGAAAGCAGUUAGCAGGAAGCGGAAAGCGCCCGCCUCGCCGGGAGCUGGGAGCGACGCGCAGGGCCCGCAGUUUGGCUGGAAUCACUCACUUCAAAAAAGGAAAAAACUCCCCCCAGUGAAGAGAUCCUUAGUGUACUACCUGAAGAACCGAGAAGUCAGGCUACAGAAUGAAACCACCUACUCUCGAGUGUUGCGUUGUUAUGCAGCACAGCAACUUCCCAGUCUCCUGAAGGAGAGAGAGUUUCACCUUGGGACCCUUAAUAAAGUGUUUGCAUCUCAGUGGCUGAAUCAUAGGCAAGUGGUGUGUGGCACAAAAUGCAACACGCUAUUUGUAGUGGAUGUCCAGACAAGUCAGAUUACCAAGAUCCCCAUUCUGAAGGACCGGGAGCCUGGAGGUGUGACCCAGCAGGGCUGUGGUAUCCAUGCCAUUGAGCUGAAUCCCUCUAGAACACUCUUAGCCACUGGAGGAGACAACCCCAACAGUCUUGCCAUCUACCGGCUGCCUACACUAGAUCCUGUGUGUGUGGGAGAUGAUGGACACAAGGACUGGAUCUUUUCCAUUGCAUGGAUCAGUGACACUAUGGCAGUUUCUGGCUCACGUGAUGGCUCUAUGGGACUUUGGGAGGUUACAGACGAUGUGUUGACCAAAAGUGAUGCAAGGCACAACAUGUCACGGGUCCCUGUGUAUGCUCACAUCACUCACAAGGCCUUAAAGGACAUCCCCAAGGAGGACACAAACCCUGACAACUGCAAGGUCCGAGCUCUAGCCUUCAACAACAAGAACAAGGAAUUGGGAGCAGUAUCUCUGGAUGGCUACUUUCAUCUCUGGAAGGCUGAAAAUACACUGUCUAAGCUCCUUUCCACCAAACUGCCGUAUUGCCGUGAGAAUGUGUGCCUGGCCUAUGGUAGUGAAUGGUCAGUAUAUGCAGUGGGCUCCCAAGCUCAUGUCUCCUUCUUGGAUCCACGACAGCCAUCAUACAACGUCAAGUCUGUUUGUUCCAGGGAGCGAGGCAGUGGGAUCCGGUCUGUGAGCUUCUAUGAACACAUCAUCACUGUGGGCACAGGGCAGGGCUCUCUGCUGUUCUAUGACAUCCGAGCUCAGAGAUUCCUGGAAGAGAAGCUCUCAGCUUGUUACGGGUCUAAGCCCAGACUAGCAGGGGAGAAUCUGAAACUAACCACUGGCAAAGGCUGGCUGAAUCAUGACGAAACCUGGAGGAAUUACUUUUCGGACAUUGAUUUCUUCCCCAAUGCUGUUUAUACCCACUGCUACGACUUGUCCGGAACGAAACUCUUUGUGGCAGGAGGUCCCCUCCCUUCAGGGCUUCAUGGAAACUAUGCUGGGCUCUGGAGUUAAUGACAACUCUCUCCCAAAAUGCAGAGAUUUACACUAACUUCCAUCCUCAUUUUCCUUGUUUCUUAUUUUGAUUUUUUUUUCCAAUUGUAUGAGGCCCUUAUAUUUUAGUGGGAACAUCAGAGUUUGUGUAUGGUUUAGGCACUUGACAGGAAGAAGCUCUGUAUAGAAAUCUGGAGGGUUUUGGUUUUUUAUUCUUUUUUUCCUUUUAGUAAUCAGAAUUUUACUUUCCUGUCUUCUUUCUUUCUGGCUUCUCAAUCAAACAUUGGUAAUUCGUAUUUGUAUUUUUUUUUCUUUAGGUGACACACACUCUCCCCUCUCUGGCUUCUUUAGGCUGACAUAGUCAUUCUCAUCCUUACUUCAUUCUUGAGAGGUGGGGCUCCUUUAUAAUUACAUGGUUGCUGUCAGACUUUCUGUGAAAGUUUGGGGGCUGUGUGUGUGUGUGUGUGUGUGAGAGAGAGAGAGAGAGAAUGUGUGUGCCUGCAAGUACUGUAUGUCACUGAAAUUACCUGGAGUAAGGAGUACUUGUAAUUAAAAUAUUUAUAAAAUACAGCUUUAUUCACAGAGUCCAACUUUGGGACUAGUCUUUACCUUGUUUUUUAAAGUGUAACAACACUGAUUAUAGGAAGUAAAACAGAAAGGAAAACAAUCACCACCAGGAAAACCCUUUGGAGUUAGAUUGCAGGUUUCCUGGGGACUCUCAUACCAGGAUGCCAGAGACCUGUCCUCUACCUGUCUUCUCAUCUGUAUGUGCCCCAGGGGAGAAUACUUCUGUAUAUGUGUCACUUCUACUUCCCAUCUGCUUAGCCAGUGGCCUAAGACAUCAGGGUCUCCAUCCAGAUGCAGCUCCAGGGGCUGCAGAAGGUGUGGUAGGACUUGGUAAAGAGAAUCCUCAUUUCCUCCCCUCAAACAAGACCUGAUCUGAUAUCUGAUGAGCCUGCAGCUGGGGGCCUCAAGUCUGCUAAGAAUUACAUACUCAGUCCCUUGGCUUUGGGAAGACACUUUUUUGCCAUUUUUCUAAUCUCCCCAAUUGGUUUUGCUUUUCUUUUUGUUGGUUUCAGUCCAGGAGGGUGGGAGUUACCAGGGAGUUUAUCUUUGUGUAGUGAGUAUUUCAUGUGUGGAAUGUUCAUUUUCUUCAUACAGUGGGGCUGAAGUUGAAACCUCCUCUCCCGCUCUGUUGGCUCAGCCCUGGGAUGGUGUUGGGUCACCUAUAGCCAGCAACGUUGUGCAUGUAAAAGCAUUGAUGUGAUUAGCAAUUUGUUCCUCCUUAAACUGUCUGUUUAGUCCAAGGUUUUGAAACUUGCAGGCAACUGACCAUGAUGUCCAGUUAUUCCUUGCUUUCUUUACACAUACGCAUCCUGUUGCACAUAGCAGCUGUUCCCACCCGCAGAUUCCUCCUUCAUUCUAAGCACAUACUCUACUUCUGUCAACAGCCCAGCCUGGGGAAAGGAAAAGUAUAUUCAUUCCUGCACUCCAGUUUCUCAGUUGCUCUCCCAGUUAUACCCCCUGCUCUGGUGUAAGUGGGGAGACUGAAAAAGAGUAUCUUCUUGGUGAUGGGGGCUAGUGGAAAGGGGGCAAUAACAAGUCCACCCUAACUUGGUGGUACAAGGCAUACACCACAGGUUCUAAAAUUCUCAUCUAACCUAGAGAAAUGGGUGCUAUAAACGGAGUUAAGCAAAAUGCUGGAUGCUAUAGAUCUUUUAAUUGUCUUAAUUUUUUUCUAUUAUUAAACUACAGGCUGUAGAUUUCUUAGUUCUCACAGAACUUCUAUCAUUUUAAACUGACUUGUGUAUUAAAAAAAAAAAAACCUUAAGUAGGAUGUUUUGUACUGUUGCCAGAUCCUCUUCUGGGAUAGGUUAUGCAUUUGAUUGUUUGAGAUUUUUGUUUUCAAAAAUGUAGCACUUGACUUUUUGCCAAGUAAAAAAAUAAAUAUUAUUCCAGUG